Messenger RNA from Propithecus coquereli (Coquerel's sifaka), 772 nucleotides. RefSeq names its product parkinson protein 7 (gene PARK7). Gene Ontology annotation, cellular component: nucleus; cytosol. Lineage: Eukaryota; Metazoa; Chordata; Mammalia; Primates; Indriidae. The transcript is spliced from 6 exons. Gene Ontology annotation, molecular function: protein deglycase activity. Gene Ontology annotation, biological process: guanine deglycation, glyoxal removal; protein deglycation, glyoxal removal. The record is from RefSeq and is a predicted model, not a curated record. The coding region runs from base 101 to 562 and encodes 153 amino acids.
CAGCGCGAGUCUGCGCAGUGCGCGGCUGAGGGGCCGGGCGGCGCGCGUGCGUGGGAACGUGCGACCCCCUUCUGUGUGGGUCGGGAAAUAUAACAUAAAAAUGGCCUCCAAAAGAGCCCUGGUCAUCCUGGCUAAAGGAGCAGAGGAAAUGGAGACAGUGAUCCCUGUGGAUGUCAUGAGACGAGGACCGUAUGAUGUGGUGGUCCUGCCAGGAGGGAAUCUGGGUGCACAGAAUUUAUCUGAGUCUGCUGCUGUGAAGGAGAUACUGAAGGAACAGGAAGAAAGGAAGGGGCUCAUAGCCGCCAUCUGCGCAGGUCCUACUGCUCUGUUGGCUCAUGAAAUAGGUUUUGGAAGUAAAGUUACAACACACCCACUUGCUAAAGACAAAAUGAUGAAUGGAAGUCAUUACAGCUACUCUGAGAGUCGCGUGGAAAAGGACGGCCUGAUCCUCACGAGUCGCGGCCCCGGGACCAGCUUCGAGUUUGCGCUCGCCAUCGUGGAGGCCCUGAGUGGCAAGGAGAUGGCAGAUCAAGUGAAGGCUCCACUUGUUCUUAAAGAUUAGAGCAGAAAAAAUUUGGCCCUCAGAGAAGUAGGCCACGUGUAGUCCAUUCUCAUUGUGUUCUCUAAAAAAAUUGGUAGGUUAACGUGCCCAGCAGCUGCCCUCGGUGCUGCGUUUGUGGAGUACAGUCGUGAAGUGACGGCUCCACCGAGAUCUCUCAGCCCACAAGUUGUGUCUGUACAUUUCUGAGCCUUGUUUGCACAAUAAACGGAA